This is a messenger RNA of [Candida] anglica, 951 nucleotides long. The record is from the annotation of a GenBank genome assembly. NCBI's taxonomy places the organism in Eukaryota, Fungi, Ascomycota, Pichiomycetes, Serinales, Debaryomycetaceae.
AUGUAUAAUUCAAAACGUCAAGGACGUAAAAAGGACUCUAUAGAGCUGUUCAUUGGUUCAAACCAACAGUUUCUUGAAAAUGGAUUAUCACAAUUAAGAUACAUGAUUCUUAUCGAAGGGUUGAGUAUCCCACCUGGAUAUGAUCAAUGUCCAUAUAGAGGUAACGUGUGGUCGAUUCUCUGUAGAGUUGCUCCACUUCCAACUAGCUCAUACUACAAGAUGUUGGCCUCGGUUCCGACCUCAUUAUCCAAACCAUUGUAUGAUAAGAUUAAAAAUGAUACAUUUCGAACACUCAUGAAUGAUUCAAAUUUCCAUCUGAAAGUAUCUGAAGAAAGUUUGGUAAGGGUUCUAAGCUUGGUGGCUAUGACCGCAGGUAACAAGGUUGGGUAUGUACAAGGAAUGAAUGUAUUACUUGCACCUAUCAUGUAUGCCUGUCACAAAAGUGAACCACAAGCAUUUGCAUUAUUCCAUCAUUUAACAACAAAGCAAAUUCCUCUAUAUGUUACCCCUAAUGUUGACGGUGUACAUACUGGUUUGAGUUUGGUUGAUGUUGCUCUCAACUACAUUGAUCCAGUACUUAGUCAAUAUCUUGACUCAAAAUUCUUAAAGGCACAAAUAUAUGCAUUUCCUUCAUGUUUGACUCUUUGUGCCUGUACGCCCCCUCUCAAAUCAGUACUUAAGUUAUGGGACUUUCUUUUCGCCUACGGAACUCAUAUGAAUAUUUUGUUUAUUGUUGCUCAACUCAUUAUUAACAGAUCUGCAUUAUUAAAAUCUCCACAACCAAUGAAAAUCUUACGAAGUUUACCGAAUUUGGAAGAGAAUGAAAUAAUUAAAUUAAGUUUGAGUUUCAUUCCUGAAUUACCUAAACCAUUCUAUUCAUUGAUCGUAAGACAUGGUUACGAUCCAGCUGUUCCUCAAGAAUUGAAGCAAUUUUUAAAUGAGAAUAAGUAA